AUGCCGGCUGAGGCCUCGGUCUGCCCGCCGUCUUCGUCGUCUCCUUCUGCUUCCUCCGCCGCGGCCACAGUGCGUUUACCGGGCCUGGCUUGCCUGCUUCCGCUCUCUACGCUGUCCAAUGUGACGGCGCUGGUGUCGGCGCUCUUCGUGCUUUCUCAGUUGUCUGCGACUAGGUUUCUGUUCACUGUCUCCUCGUCCGCCGGCUUGCCGUCCUCGCCGCCUCAGCCUACCUCGCAGACCUGCUUGGCGCUGUUUUACCGCUUGUCCAUCCUCCUGCUUCGCCGUCUCUCAACGGACUGUCUGGCGAGCAUCUGCGCCCAAGCGGUGCUACCCUCGCCCUCGACGCCUCCCGGUUUUUCUGCGUCGGGGUCGCGGCGGGCGUCCUCCGCCACUGUGCAGGCCGCAGAGAGCCGCAGACGGUGUGUCUCGAGCUCCUCGCGACGAGUCGCGAACACCUCGUCGGCGCCAAGUAGCGCAUACAGAUGGCUGCCCUUCGAAUCCGCCAUUGCCAGCGCGCGCGUGGCGCGCACAGCCUCUUCGUUUUUUCACAAGAUGAAGCCAGACGUGUCGCCCUCGGCGUUGCGCGAGCCCAGCCGCAUCUUCGGGGACAGCGCGCAUCGGGGCGCCUCUCCGUCGCCUCCGCAGCCUCACCGCUUCGCAACGAGGGGGUCGCUCUCUGGAAUGCCCAACCCGAGAGCUUCGCAGACGGCUUCCACUUCGCCUGCGGUUGGGUCUGUGAGGCGACGCAGCACGUCCACCACCCGACGAGGCUUUGAAGCGGCGACGGCGCCAGAACCACACUGCGUGGAGAGCGGAGGCUCCGCCGCGGAGGCCUUCCCGACGCCGCGCCGGAGGCUGUUCGACUUUAAUGUUGCGUGUCUCGCCUGGCAGCACAUGGAGGAUCUUCUCUUCGAAACUCUGUCCCUCCUCUGCGUCCUCUCGCCCCACACGGCCUUCGCGGUCUCCUGGCGCCUCGCCCUGCCCGUCUUCUUCCCCCGGGCGCGCGCGCGCAGGGGCGGGGACGCGGGUCUCCUCGCCGUUUUCCACGCGCGGGCAGCUUCGGCGGAUGGAGGCGCACGCGCCGGCGACGUGGAGCCCGACGAGGACGCCGCUGCGGAGCUGCUUCCGGCGCAGCUGCUGGAAGAGCUCGAGGUCCUCUCGCACGGCUCGACUGCCCGCGCAGUGCUCAGCUACGCGGCCUCCGUCCGCGUCCUUUCGAGCGCCCAGAAGAAGCAGGCCGCUGGACAGAGAGAGCGUAGCCAGGGAGGCGACCUUCUAGGGGACUUUCCGGCGCGUGUUGCCCUCCUGGACGCGAGCGCGUCCCGAGUUCUCAGCUCUCCCUCAGACCGUCUGCGCCUGAGCGCCGACGGCGAAGGCGAAGCGGCGGCGGCGCUCCGGCCGAGGGGCGGACUCUCUCCGCCGUCCCCCGAGCGGGGCCUGGGGCCGUCUGGGUCGAGGGGGGAGCACGGCGCGGAGACCGACGCGGCGGGGCGGCUGACGCGACGGCACCUGACGACCACAGCGAGCUGCGGCGAGCUCGUCUACCGGCGAAUGACCCAGAUUCUGCUUCUGCUGUCGCGCCUCUGCACAGCCGGAGGGCGCGACCCCCGGGAACAAGGCCUCGCCGAGGCUCUCUCAGAGCGAGGCGGCGCACCUUACGGCGUCGCCCUGGGCGCUGUGAAGGCCGUCUGGCGGCUCGCGGGCGUUCAGGAGCAUCUCCUGUUCUUGGUCCUAGGCUUUCUGCAGCAAUGCUUCGUCGCCGCCGCCCCGAGGGGCUCUGAGGCGCUCUCCGCGCGUUUGCUUCGCCUGGCGAACACCUCCGGAAAUGUGUCCUUCUCUUCGCCUCUCUCGUCGCUUUGCAGCCUCCGCGCGCGUCUGCUUGAAUCAGGGAUUCUGGACGCUUUGAUCAACGCGGCACUGGAGGCGCUGGAGAAGAAAGACGUUCUGUUUCUCUCUUCCUCGCCCGCGUCUUCAUCCUCGUCGUCUGCCUCCUCGACUGCGGUCCUCGGCUCCGCUGCGAAGGCGGGCGACCGCGGGACGGCGUCUCCGCUGUCUCCGCGGGGCCUUUUUAGGCUCCUGGCGGUCGUCGCCGCGGGCCUGAACGCGAAGCACGAAAAACGCGCCGACGUGCUGCGAGUGGCGGCGCAGCUUGGCGCCCACGUGCGCGCGUUGCUUUCUGAGUUCGCGACCAGGAGUCUCCCUGCCUCCCUGAAGCGCCAGACUUCGUCUCCACCACCGUUCGCCCUCGCCGAAGAGGGCGCGCGGGACAAGCCCCCGUUCUCGCCGUUCGUCGGCUCGGGCGCGCGGCCUUCGCACGCGCUCCAGGUCCGACUCGUGGGCUGUCUUCGCUGUCUGCAGGCGGUCUGCGCGACCGCAGGCGUCGCAGGGGACCGCAGGAGUCUCGCCUGUCUCUUCGCCGCGUCUCCGCAUUUCGCUGCUUGCGGAGGCGGAGGAGACUCGCCGCCGCACGAAAUUGCAGGCGCACACGCUUCGCGCGUUCUGUUGCCAGCUCUGCGGCAGACGACUGAGCGCCGGAUGCGCGAGCUGUACUCGCCGCGGUUGGAGUUCAUCAUCAAGGGGCAGCACAGCACGCAGAGCGAGAUCCGCGACUCGAUGGAGAUCUUUUUGCAAGCGCUACUAAUUCCCAGUUUGCCUCUGGCUUCGGUCGCGGCGCUGCUCGAGUUCCUCGCAUCCACUGUGGGCUGCGCGGCGGGCUCAGCGCUUUCGCCGUCGCUUGCUGCGUCGGCCGUCCUCUACAAGAGCUCGCGACUCCUCCUUCUCUCCUCGCCUUCGUUCCGGGCAGUGCCCGCCUUCCUGCUGUCGUGCCGGCUCCGCCCCUCGCUCCUCGAGGGCGUCCCGGCGGACGCCGCCGAGGCCAGCGCAGGCGCCGACGAGGUUCGCCUCGCGAGUCGCUUAGACGGCGGCGACGCAGACCAGGCGUUCGAGGAGGACGCGGACGCCUUCGGAGGCGAACAGGAGGCGACCGCAGGCCGCGACGCCUGCGCCUGGAGGCGCGCCUUCCGCGCGCUUCUCGAGCUGAUGCUCACUACGUUCUGCGCAGAUCCGCGAAUGGGGGACGCGAGAAAACUCGCCAAGCCGACGGUCUGCGAGGCGCUGCGCCUCUGGCACGCGAAGCUCGCGCAGACGCCGCAGGCCUCGGGGGCGGAAACAGAAACGCCGCACGAGGUCUACGGCGACGAGGCGCUGCGAGAACUGGUGUGGAGCGUUCUCCAGAGUCUCGCAUAG
Molecule: messenger RNA, 3246 nt
Organism: Besnoitia besnoiti
Lineage: Eukaryota; Apicomplexa; Conoidasida; Eucoccidiorida; Sarcocystidae
Exons: 2
Coding region: 1-3246 (1081 amino acids)
Source: RefSeq, a predicted model, not a curated record